GUGGGUGUUUUGGUGCCUCAGGAGUGGUAAAUGUAAACUAGAGCCAACCAUCUACUAAAGUAUAUGAAGUUUUUUUUUUUGUUGUGUGUGUGCUAUGUGCCUAGUAGGAAAUGGCAAAGGCAGUGAGGCAAGACUUGAGUGUGGCUCAUAUCCCUUAGUGAGCAGCAGAGUACAGUGGGAUUGCUGCUAUGAGUAGUGGGAUUGCAGGGCUGUAGGAAAAGGGCAGGCACUUUUUUUUUUUUUUUUUUGCACUCAGUUUUUUUUUUCUUUCGGCUUUUACUGUCUCCUGAUCUAACCCAGAUGAGUUCCUAUUUUGUAAAUCCGCUGUACUCCAAAUACAAAGCAGGAGAUGCCAUAAAUCCGGGUUACUACGACUGUCAUUUUGCCCAAGAUGUUAGCAGCAGGCACUCUCUGGUGUUUAGUGCCAGUCCAAGUCUCCAGAACCCCAAUCAAGACUUCUACCACCCUGGGAACCCAACAACAGGCAUCCCGAAUCCUGCAGGCUAUCAGCAGGCUCCUUGUGGGAUUACUUGUCAUGGUGACCCCACUAAAUUUUACGGAUACGAUAACUUACAGAGACAGCAGAUUUUUACGACACAUCAAGAGGCCGAGCUGGUCCAAUAUCCUGACUGUAAAUCGUCCAGUGGUAAUAUUGGAGGGGAUCCAGAGCACUUAAAUCAGAACUCUUCUGCUUCUCAAAUGUUCCCCUGGAUGAGACCACAAGUAGUCCCUGGUAGAAGGAGAGGGAGACAGACAUACAGCCGAUUCCAAACGCUGGAGCUGGAAAAGGAGUUCUUGUUUAACCCUUACCUAACCAGGAAGAGGCGAAUUGAGGUGUCUCAUGCCCUAGGACUGACGGAGAGACAGGUCAAAAUAUGGUUUCAAAACAGAAGAAUGAAAUGGAAAAAGGAGAAUAAUAAAGAGAAAUUCCCUGUCUCCUCCCAAGAAGGGAAAGAGGAUAUAAAAGCAGAAGCAGAAGUAGACAGAGGAGAUAUUAAUAACUGACUUCCCUAUGUGAGACUUGUCAUAUAGUACAUGGUAUGGGGAGGAUACAAUUGCCUAAUCCAAACAUAAUCCACUAAUCUGCACUAAUCACCAUGGACUCAACUACCUAUUUUUUAGCAACAGCAGCACCAUUAUUAGGACUUUCUCAGGACUAUGGAACUACAUGGUGAUCAUGCUGGGAGAUGUAGUUCCACACACACACAUGGUGGGGCCCGAUGAUUAAAGGACUGCUGUCUGUAAACCUGUGUCCUUAAAUUAAAGUCACAUUUACUACCUAUACAGAUGAAAAAUGGCACAAUAAAGAUUUCCCACUAUCUUUUAAUUACAGACUAUAAAUGUUUUAAAGUAUGAAUGUUGAAAAAUAUGUAAUAACCUAUAUCAGUGGUCUUCAA
Messenger RNA from Hyla sarda, 1397 nucleotides. It is a transcript of the gene HOXD8, whose product is annotated as homeobox D8. Gene Ontology annotation, cellular component: nucleus. Gene Ontology annotation, molecular function: RNA polymerase II transcription regulatory region sequence-specific DNA binding; DNA-binding transcription factor activity, RNA polymerase II-specific. Lineage: Eukaryota; Metazoa; Chordata; Amphibia; Anura; Hylidae. Bases 301 to 1005 code for a protein of 234 amino acids. The transcript is spliced from 2 exons. The record is from RefSeq and is a predicted model, not a curated record. Gene Ontology annotation, biological process: regulation of transcription by RNA polymerase II.